AUGAACGCAGCCAGAAUUACAGCCAUGCGCAUGGCAGCUCCAGCUGCUGCCAUCACCGGAGCAUCCUUGUAUUCCAUUCAAGAUGCCCACGCCAAGGAAGCUGUUGAACUCGAUAAGGUUAGGGCUUCCAUUGUGAAUCUUGUCGAUGCCAACGCGGAAAAACGCGGAGACGGCACCUCGUUGGCUGGAACGUUUAUUCGACUUGCCUGGCAUGCAUGCGGUACCUAUGACAAGAAGGACGGUAGCGGAGGAUCCAACGGUGCUCGUAUGAGAUUCAAGCCUGAAGCCAGCUAUGGAAACAACGCUGGAUUGGACAUGGCCCGAUCUGUUUUAGAACCCAUCAAAAAGGAGUUCCCAGACCUCUCCUAUGCUGAUUUGUACACAUAUGCUGGUGUUGUUGCUGUAGAAGAAGCUGGAGGACCCAAGAUUCCAUUCUCUCUUGGAAGAGUCGAUGAACUAGAUGGGGGCAGGUCGGACAUCAACGAUCGUUUACCCAACGCUCACAUGGGCAGCUUCAAAAACGUGACUGAACACAUUCGUUUCGUCUUCAGUCGAAUGGGUUUCACUGACCAAGAAAUGGUUGCGCUACUUGGUGCUCAUGCUAUGGGACGCUGCCACACUGAUCGAAGCGGGUUCUGGGGACCGUGGACCAACGCAGAAACUACGUUCUCCAAUGAAUACUUCCGUCUCUUGUUGGAAGAAAGAUGGAGCCCAAAAACUACCCACGAGGGAAAGCCAUGGGAAGGUCCUGAUCAGUUUGAAGACAGCACUGGAAAGCUAAUGAUGCUGCAAUCAGAUAUGGCUCUUAUCGCUGACCCAGCCUUGAAAAAGUGGGUCGAGAUCUACGCCAAAGACGAAGAUCGUUUUUUCAAGGAUUUCGCCACCGCUUUCUCCAAACUCUUGCAUCUCGGAGCCCCCGUCUCCCCAAUCGCGAAGCCUUGGUACCAAUUCUGGUAA
Messenger RNA from Cylindrotheca closterium, 957 nucleotides. Lineage: Eukaryota; Bacillariophyta; Bacillariophyceae; Bacillariales; Bacillariaceae. The record is from the annotation of a GenBank genome assembly.